AUGGCACAUUCUAUUCAUCCUAAUUAUCCUGAAAAACAUAAGGAAAAUCACAAAAUUAAACUCAAUGAAGGUGUUGGAAUCAAAGUUAAUCAUAAUCAAAGAUAUUGUACAGAUUCUAUUAGUGGAGCUAUUAUUAAGGCUAUUGCAGAAAAGUCUUAAGUUCCUUAUUAGGAGUUUGUAGUAAAAAACGAUAGUCCUUGCGGGUCUACUAUUGGGCCUAUUAUUACUACUAAUUCAGGAAUUAAAGGAUGUGAUAUAGGAUGUGGAUAAUGGGGAAUGCAUUCUAUUAGGGAAACUUGUGGGGUUUUAGAUACUGUUUAUUAUGUAGAGUUAAUGGGAGGGUUUUUUUAAAAUUAUGAAAAGAUUGCUCCUUCAUUAUUAAAAUGUUGA
Messenger RNA from Ichthyophthirius multifiliis, 390 nucleotides. RefSeq lists its product as hypothetical. Gene Ontology annotation, molecular function: aminopeptidase activity; zinc ion binding. The record is from RefSeq and is a predicted model, not a curated record. NCBI's taxonomy places the organism in Eukaryota, Ciliophora, Oligohymenophorea, Hymenostomatida. Gene Ontology annotation, biological process: proteolysis. The transcript has a single exon.